Pseudozyma hubeiensis SY62 is the source of this 363-nucleotide messenger RNA. Its product is annotated as expansin. Bases 1 to 363 code for a protein of 120 amino acids. The record is from RefSeq and is a predicted model, not a curated record. The transcript has a single exon. Lineage: Eukaryota; Fungi; Basidiomycota; Ustilaginomycetes; Ustilaginales; Ustilaginaceae.
AUGCAGUUCUUCACUCUCGCUAUCUCGGCCCUCGCUGCCGCCUCCGCCGUUGUCGCUGCUCCUCUCGAGAAGCGUGCUGGUGGUGAUGGUCAGGCUACCUACUUCUACCAGAACGGCAACCCCGGAUCGUGCGGUCAGUACAACUCGGACUCCCGCCCGAUCGUCGCAGUCAACAGCGCGCAGAUGAACGACGGACUCUGCGGCAAGUCGAUCUGGAUCCAGGGUAACGGCAAGACCAUCGAGGCCACCAUCGCCGACACCUGCCCCACCUGCGACUACGGCUCGCUCGACUUGUCGACUGGUGCUUUCGACCAGCUGUCGAACCGCGAUGCCGGCAUGGUCCCCAUUACCUGGUGGACUUAA